CAACAGUGCAAAUUCGACGCGAAAACUACUGUAAUUUUAGAUAAUUUUCUAUUCGUAGCGUAUUGUCUACAACGCAGAUUUGAUUAGUGUAGUGUAGUGUACUGUGAAAAGUUUCUCAUAGCUUGAAAAUCAGUGCAAAAAUAGCGUGGUUCAAGCACCCCCUUCCCACCCUUUUGCGCCCGUAAAAAAUGGCUUCUCAAGCGGUAAACAAAACCGGCUCAGGCUGGCCUCGACGUAACAGUCAUGGAACGGGAUUGACGGAAAUGAACAAACUACAGACAAAUCAAUCGAUGACGCUCAACAGGACAAUAAAUCUAUAUCCUUUGACUAACUACACGUUCGGAACGAAGGAACCUUUGUUCGAGAAAGACCCGUCAGUGCCGGCACGGUUCCAGCGAAUGCGCGAUGAAUUCGACAAAAUAGGAAUGCGACGUUCGGUGGAAGGUGUUCUGCUGGUACACGAACACGGCCUUCCCCACGUAUUACUCCUGCAGCUGGGUACGACAUUUUUCAAACUUCCCGGCGGUGAGCUGAGUGCGGGUGAAGACGAGGUGGAGGGUCUGAAGCGGCUGUUGACGGAGACUCUAGGGCGACAGGACGGUGUGAAACAGGACUGGAUCGUCGAGGACACGAUUGGCAACUGGUGGCGACCAAACUUCGAACCCCCGCAGUACCCGUACAUCCCGCCACACAUCACCAAGCCGAAGGAGCACAAGCGUCUGUUUUUGGUACAGCUGCACGAGAAGGCACUAUUUGCCGUACCUAAGAACUACAAGUUAGUAGCGGCACCUUUGUUCGAACUGUACGACAACUCCCAGGGCUACGGGCCGAUCAUAUCAUCGCUACCGCAAGCGCUCUGCAGGUUUAACUUCAUCUACAUGUAAGCUGGUGCAAUCAUCUGUAUGUACUGGGCCCAGAUCGCGGCGCUGCCAGCCAUGGCGGAGGCUUUACGCGCGCUGCUCCGCUUUAUUCCCCUGAGGACACUGGCAUAAGUCGGAGUCUUCCACGCUGCUGUAAGCCGUUGCCGUCACAAUGGACAGAAGAAAAGUGAAAAUUGCGUCCCUGUUGGCGUGUGUAUAGUGCACGACAAAAAGACGACUUCGACCUCGAAGGGGGUUAAUUUAGUGGACAUUAUUUUAUAGUGCAUGUACAAGAAAAAUCUUUUUUUUCGUCAC
Molecule: messenger RNA, 1175 nt
Organism: Anopheles nili
Lineage: Eukaryota; Metazoa; Arthropoda; Insecta; Diptera; Culicidae
Gene: Cpsf5
Product: cleavage and polyadenylation specificity factor subunit 5
Exons: 6
Coding region: 189-884 (231 amino acids)
Cellular component (GO): mRNA cleavage factor complex
Molecular function (GO): mRNA binding
Source: RefSeq, a predicted model, not a curated record